AUGUCUGUCUCCUCCAACCCUUACGCUCCCAGUCCGCUCGACCUGGUGUCGAACGUCAACAAGUUCCAGCUGAUCGAGUCGACGCUGAGAGAAGGCGAGCAGUUCGCCAAUGCGUUCUUCAGCACCGAAAAGAAAAUCGAGAUAGCCAGAGCUCUCGACGACUUUGGCGUCGACUACAUCGAAUUGACGUCGCCCGUGGCUUCCGAGCAGAGCAGAACCGACUGCGAGACCAUCUGCAAGCUGGGUCUCAAGGCCAAAAUUCUGACCCACAUUCGCUGUCACAUGGACGACGCUAAAGUCGCCGUUGAGACUGGUGUUGACGGUGUCGACGUCGUUAUCGGCACCUCCCAGUUUCUCAGACAGUUCUCGCACGGUAAGGACAUGAACUACAUUUCCAAGAGCGCCAUCGAGGUGAUCGAAUUUGUCAAGUCCAAGGGUUUGGAAAUCCGUUUCUCUUCCGAGGACUCCUUCAGAUCCGAUAUCGUCGAUCUCAUGAACAUCUACAAGACCGUCAGCGCCAUCGGUGUCGACAGAGUCGGUAUUGCUGACACUGUUGGAUGUGCCAACCCCAGACAGGUUUACGACCUGGUCCGGACUUUGAAGAGCGUUGUGUCGUGCGACAUCGAGUGUCACUUCCACGACGAUACUGGCUGUGCCAUCGGUAACGCCUAUUCUGCUCUAGAAGGUGGUGCCAAACUUAUCGACGUGUCUGUGCUCGGUAUUGGUGAGAGAAACGGAAUCACGCCAUUGGGCGGGUUCAUGGCCAGAAUGAUCGUUGCGGCCCCCGACUACGUUAAAUCCAAAUACAAGUUGCGCAAGCUAAGAGAUCUUGAGAACUUGGUUGCCGAGGCCGUCGAAGUCAACGUUCCCUUCAAUAACCCGAUCACUGGUUUCUGUGCCUUCACCCACAAGGCCGGUAUUCACGCCAAAGCCAUCUUGGCCAACCCAUCCACCUACGAGAUCUUGGACCCUCACGAUUUCGGUAUGAAGAGAUACAUCCACUUUGCCAACAGAUUGACCGGAUGGAAUGCUAUCAAAUCCAGAGUCGAGCAAUUGAACUUGCAACUGACCGACGACCAAGUCAAGGACGUGACUUUGAAGAUCAAGAAAAUAGGUGACGUCAGACAAUUAAGCAUUGACGACGUCGACAGCAUCAUUAAGGAAUUCCAUUCCGACCUUCAGUAG
This is a messenger RNA of Lachancea nothofagi CBS 11611, 1185 nucleotides long. The record is from the annotation of a GenBank genome assembly. NCBI's taxonomy places the organism in Eukaryota, Fungi, Ascomycota, Saccharomycetes, Saccharomycetales, Saccharomycetaceae.